AUGGAGAAGAUGAAGGGAAUAACUUUCGAUAUAAGAAGAAAAUUAUGGCCAAUUUUUUGUCAAUAAUAAGAUAUUUAUUCGAAAUCUUUCAAUAUUUUGAGAGCUUAUGCUUAAUAUGAUAAAGAAGUUGGAUAUAUUUAAGGCAUGUCUUUUAUUGUUAAAGCUAUUUUAAUGCAUUUACAUCCAGAAAACGAUAAGGAAUUCCCUGAUAUAUAUUUCCUAGAUUCCACUUAUGAAAGAAUAGCUUUUUGGAUUUUCUAUUAUAUUAUGUAUGAAAAAUAAUGGAGAGUACUUUUUUUAGACGGCCAGCCUGGUCUCUAUGAAAUUUUGAAUAAAUUUAAAAAGAAAAUGGAAUAAAAUUUAUCAAAAAUACAUGAACAUAUAAUUGGUUUCGAAGUAUUAGAUAUGUUAUUAACAAUAAAAGAAUUAAAUUUAAAAAAAGAAAAUUUCCAAUUAGUUUAAGUUUCUAAUGCAGAAGGUGAUUAUAAUUUAAAGGACCCAUUAUAUUAAAUAGGAGGUGUAGGUCUAUUUACAAAAUAAGUUGAGAAUGAAUUAAUAAAUAAUAAUGCGGAUAUAGCAGUUCAUUCAUUAAAAGAUCUUCCAACAAUAAUAGACGAAAAACUAUAUAUUGGAGCAGUUCCACAUUUAAAAAAAAGAAGCGAUAUAGUAAUUAUUUCUGAAAAAAAUUCAGAAAAAACCUUAUAAACAUUACCAGAAGGAAGUAUAAUAGGAACAUCAUCACUGAGAAGAGUGAAUUCUCUAAAGUAUCGUUUUCCUCAUUUGAAAUUUGAGAACAUAAGAGGAAAUUUGAACACAAGAUUAAACAAGUUAAAAACAGGUUAAUAUAAUGCUAUAAUAUUAGCAUAUGCAGGAGUAGAAAGAUUAGGUUGGACAGAUAAAAUAACUUAAGUUUUGGACGAAAAAGAAUAUUUUUAUGCUCCUGGAUAAGCAGCAUUAGGCAUAUAAUGCAGAAAAGAUGAUAUUUUAUCAAUAAAAAUGUUACAAUAUAUAAAUAAUAGAGAAGCAUAAAUAAGAGUAGAAGCCGAAAGAUAAUUUUUGAAUAGUUUAGAAGGUGGAUGUAAAUUACCUAUUGCUGUUUAUAGCGAGUUAAAUGGCGAAAAAUUACUUUUAAAAGGAUAAGUUUGGGAUAAUAAUGCUACUUAUACUAUAAAAGAUGGUUUUUUUUAUUUAAAUUUAUUUUAUUUUGUCUUUUUUAAAAGAAAUCGAAGGAAAUAUUAAUGA
Messenger RNA from Ichthyophthirius multifiliis, 1242 nucleotides. RefSeq names its product porphobilinogen deaminase, putative. Lineage: Eukaryota; Ciliophora; Oligohymenophorea; Hymenostomatida. The record is from RefSeq and is a predicted model, not a curated record. Gene Ontology annotation, cellular component: cytoplasm. Gene Ontology annotation, molecular function: hydroxymethylbilane synthase activity. Gene Ontology annotation, biological process: heme biosynthetic process. The transcript is spliced from 9 exons.